GACGUAUAUUUGAGUUGGGUUUGGACAUUGAUAUUAGAUGAUCAGGUCUACCGUGAACCGAAUGAAAUUCCCAUUCAUAACUUGGAGUUAUUUGAAAUUUGGAAUUCUCACUCACAUUACCUCAUUUGGAGUUAUUUGAAAUUCCCACUCACAUUACCUCAUUUGGAGUUAUUUGAAAUUCCCACUCACAUUACCUCAUUUGGAAUUGUUGGAUUUUCGAAUGUUUUAUCAUCACUCUCGCUUCUAUUUCACUGUAAAGGAAAAAAAGAAAAGAAAAAGAAUUGCACUGAGAUGUUAUGGUGAGACCCACGCUCAGCUCAGAUGAUGUCACCAUCAUCCACACUUUAAUGUAGAAUGUAGCAUGUGUAUCGAUCCCACAACACGCUAUUCAAAUCAGGAGUACGGUUCGAAAGCGAGACUUUAAGAAUUUAUUUUUCGAAUUCCUGCCAACGUUGCUAUGCGGUUAGGACCUAAAAUACAUUGCACUUAGUAGACCAUUUUUCUUACCAAUUAAACAGACAUCCAGUGACCACAAACUCCAACAAUGCCAUAUAUUUUAUUAUAGUGUUCCAAGACUUUUUUUAUUUUUUAUUUUAUAAAACUGUGAACAAAUUAAAUGAGAAAUUUGUAAUGUACGAAUUUGAGUUUUAAUUAAGGCUAUAAUUGAAGCGUUCACGAUUUCACGUGCAUACCUUAGGCACCAAAAUUCUUGGUGUUGAGAAAAUUUUCAACCUAGUAUUGGAUGGUAAUAUAUGGCUUAAAUGAAUGAGCAAAUUCCCUUUUAGCCACUAGUUUAACAACAUGCAUACUCGUUCAAAUCAAACUACAUACCAUAGUCACCAAAAUUAUGUAUAACUGACACGUGUCUGGCAUUCUAGCCAUUAUUUUCAUGUGGACUUUGAAGGUAUAUCUAUAUAUAAUAUACAUAGCAUGGUAUUGUCUCAAACAAUUAUAUAUAUCUCCCUAAAGUCAAAUAUUUGUUUUGAAUUCUUUCUUUCUAAAGGAGGAAGAAAUUAAGGAAAAAGAAAAUGCAGGUUGUGAAGGAUAAAUUAGGUGAAAUGAGCGCAAUGCGCAAGGUGAAGGCUGAAACCAAAGCAGAGGAAAAGGAGGCGAAGGAUUUGGCGAGAGCUCGAGCUGAGGUUGCUCAUGAGGUGAGACUGGCAAGAGAAGCUGAAGCUAAGAUGGAUCUGCAUGUGAACAAAGCUGCAGAAGUGGCAGAUAGAGUGAGAGCAAACCAUGAGGGGAAGUAUGGAUCAGAGUCCACAGCCCGGGGGAAUGUUGGGAGCUUAGAGAACGCCUAUGAUCGCGACCCGGAUCCGUUUGGCUCUGCCACCACCACCACCACCGAUGCCAGUACCACCGGAUCGGAGUACCUGACUAACACAACAGGGGCACCAGCUCCCCCAUCUAACAAGCAUUUGUAAACUUGUUAUUUCUCACUAUCACAAAACAACUGGGGCUGCAAUGUUUGUGUGUUGUGUUUUUUGUUUUCCUUUUUUAUUUUUUGGGUGGUUCUUGUAUUGCAAUGUAACCUUCUAUGUGUAUGAGGCCUCCCAUAAGAUGACUUUUGUCUCCAAAUAAAAGAAUUUGCUAGUAUUUGUCUA
Molecule: messenger RNA, 1604 nt
Organism: Cornus florida
Lineage: Eukaryota; Viridiplantae; Streptophyta; Magnoliopsida; Cornales; Cornaceae
Product: late embryogenesis abundant protein 6-like
Exons: 2
Coding region: 1029-1424 (131 amino acids)
Biological process (GO): embryo development ending in seed dormancy
Source: RefSeq, a predicted model, not a curated record